AGGAGAGUUUCUGGGGUUUGCAGAUGCUCUCCCGCCCUGACAUUGUAGACUUCUUUGCAGUAGCAGUUCAUCCAUCGUGAGCUCCCUCAAACCACCAGGGAGGUGGGGGAGAAAGAAGGUUCUGAGGGGAGGGAACCUAGAAGGCUGCUUGACUUGAAAGAUGUCACUAGACUGGAUGCUGGAGUGAGAUACAAGUGACACUCGAAGUCAGCCCUACUUGGUGGCUGCAGCUCCUGCAAGGAGUGACCAAAAGCAGGCGAACAGGACGCGUGUUCUGUGUGUGCCCUUGGACGCCACAGCUGCUGACGGCCCCCUCCCACGGGAGGUGGGCUAGUGGGCCUGGUCUCACCCUUGGGGGGUGGGGUGGGUAAGAAUUUCCUUCUCUAAUUAACAGCUCAGAAAAGCUAAGUCAAUAGCCCAUUGUUUGCUGUGACUAAUCAGAAAAGGGUUCCUAAGAAGGUUGCCAAGCGGCUACUCCCCACUUUUUGUUUACUCCUAACAUCCCCCUCCUUCCCACAGCCAUCUGCUGCCCCUCCUGGGGCUGGAUCAGGGGGGCGGCGGCUUGGGUGGGGCAGAGGCCGAGAGCCCCGGAACCCAAAGAAUGCCUCAAAAUGGCACCGUGUAUAGGAAGGAGUGGAAAUAAAGAGCGUGUAGUGGCAUUUUCUUCUGCAAGAGUUGUGAGGAAGAUGGACCCGUGGACACAAGCCACUCACUCUGAGCCAGAGGCCUGGGGUGGGGGGCUUCAGGGCGGCCCACAUGGUGGAACAGGCAGGGGAAGGGGGCGGAGAGACGCCUGGGGUGGAGGGGUCGGAGAUGAGGCUGCAUGGGUGCAGAGGAGCGGCCAGCCACUGGUGCCCAGAGCCCGCCUGCUACGCAGGGACUAGAGGGGUCUGUGGGUUUAGGACCCGAGGCAGAGCCAGCAGUAGGAUGGCCACGAGAAACCAGAUCUCAGCUCAGUUUAUGCCAUCCGUUGGAAUCCUCCCAUCACCCUGGGCCCUCAGCAUUUUGGCGGCUGUAGUGAUGAGGAAAUUGAGGCAGAGUGAGAGUAAGUAGGGGGCGGGGGUCAGCUCUGCCCAGGGGGGCUCCAUGCCCCCUGCGGCCUCUGCCUCCCGACUCAGGUCUCCUCUGCACCUGGGGGACAGCCUUGGGUACAUUUAUCCUCUUGAAGCUAUUUUUAAGUUUCAGAUAAAUGUUAAUAGACACUUAAGAGGAAAAGUCCAGAAUCACGGUCACAGGGCAUGGAACAAAUGGUUGCACCAUGUCCUCGUCUGUCACAGGUAGGUGUGCAUGCGUGAAGGGAAGGGGCACUAAACCGUUACGUACACAAAUGUCUAAAAUCAAAAGGAAUUACGUACACAGAAGUUUGAAAAUCCAACUCAGUGACAGCAGUUCAAGGUUCCAGGAUCCAGGUAAGACCGGGCCACUGUCACUGUCUUCAGUUUUGUCCUAUCACCCAUCAUUGCCCCAAGGUCAACUUUGAGAAAUUGCCAGGUAAAGGCACAAAAAUCACUGUGAGCAAGAAACCUGCUGUGGGGACUCCUUCCUCCAGACUCCACUCGAGAGAACACCUUGAGUUCCCGCAUCUGAUUAAAAGAGGAGCUAAGUUCUCUAAAUCAAGUGCUGCUCGUAGAAGAUGCUACCUGACUCAAUUUGGCUGUAAUUCUUGAAGUUCUUCCAAGACAUCGUGGGCCUUCCUCUGUUCCCUCCCCUUCCUGCUAUUUUUCAGGCAUAUCCACCAGAGAAUUGCAUGGAAGGAAGGCGUGAUUUUAUUUAGUUUGCCCUUGAUUCAUGGUUUGCACAGCACCUGGGUACGGCCUGCAGCCCUGCGGUUCAGUAAGUGCACUGGGAAAGGAUUUCUUUACAUUCAAUCUAAGUUCAGAGUCUGUCAUCUGAGCCAUGAAGAUCUGCUGGCUUCUGCUUGCUGCUGGCAUCUGCACUGGGAACAUAAACGCACAGGACACAUGCAGGCAAGGGCACCCUGGCGUCCCUGGGAAUCCUGGUCACAAUGGUCUGCCUGGAAGAGAUGGACGAGAAGGAGCAAAGGGUGACAAAGGGGAUGCAGGAGAGCCAGGACAUCCCGGCAGCCCAGGGAAGGACGGAGCGAGUGGAGACAAAGGAGAACGAGGAGCAGAUGGAAACGUUGAAGCAAAAGGCAUCAAAGGGGAUCAAGGCUCCAGGGGACCCCCAGGAAAACACGGGCCAAAGGGCUUGCUUGGUCCCAUGGGAGAGAAGGGCCUCCAAGGAGAGACCGGCCCUCCGGGGCAGAAGGGGGAGAAAGGGGACGUGGGCCCCCCUGGCAGAGAGGGCCAAAGGGGCCACACUGGGCCUUUGGGCCCAACUGGCUUACCUGGCCCCGUGGGCCCCAUUGGAAAGCCCGGCCCCAAGGGAGAAGCUGGCCCCGUGGGGCCCCAGGGCGAGCCGGGAGUCCGGGGAAUACGAGGCUGGAAAGGGGAUCGAGGAGAAAAAGGGAAAAUUGGUGAGACUCCAGCCUUGCCCAAAAGUGCUUUCACGGUGGGGCUCACAGUGCUAAGCAAGUUCCCGUCUUCCGAUGUACCCAUCAAGUUCGACAAGAUCCUCUAUAACGAAUUCAACCAUUACGACGUAGCGACGGGGAAAUUCACGUGCCAUGUCGCCGGGGUCUACUACUUCACCUACCACAUCACUGUCUUCUCCAGGAACGUCCAGGUAUCUCUGGUCAAAAAUGGGGCGAAAGUACUGCACACCAAGGAUGGUUACAUGAGCUCGGAGGACCAGGCCUCUGGUGGCAUCGUCCUGCAGCUGAAGCUCGGGGACGAGGUGUGGAUGCAGGUGACAGGAGGAGAGAGGUUCAACGGCCUGUUUGCCGAUGAGGAUGACGACACCACCUUCACAGGCUUCCUUCUGUUCAGCAGCUAACGACGCAGAGUGGGCUUGCUGAGGACAUUACCAGAGGAGUUUACUAUACUAAUUCCUGCAAUUGUUGCAAUAACCGUAAAAAGGUAAAAAUAGGAAAGUUAUUCCUGAAACUGAUUCCCAUGUAACUUGCUAUCUUUUUAACAGUGAAUUUUAAAAUACCUGCA
Microcebus murinus (gray mouse lemur) is the source of this 3059-nucleotide messenger RNA. RefSeq lists its product as uncharacterized. The record is from RefSeq and is a predicted model, not a curated record. Gene Ontology annotation, molecular function: protein binding. Lineage: Eukaryota; Metazoa; Chordata; Mammalia; Primates; Cheirogaleidae.